Papilio machaon (common yellow swallowtail) is the source of this 2322-nucleotide messenger RNA. It is a transcript of the gene Scr, whose product is annotated as homeotic protein Sex combs reduced. Gene Ontology annotation, molecular function: DNA-binding transcription factor activity, RNA polymerase II-specific; RNA polymerase II cis-regulatory region sequence-specific DNA binding. The record is from RefSeq and is a predicted model, not a curated record. Gene Ontology annotation, cellular component: nucleus. NCBI's taxonomy places the organism in Eukaryota, Metazoa, Arthropoda, Insecta, Lepidoptera, Papilionidae. Bases 427 to 1491 code for a protein of 354 amino acids. Gene Ontology annotation, biological process: anterior/posterior pattern specification; regulation of transcription by RNA polymerase II. The transcript has 3 exons.
CCCGAACGCCGGGAAAACACGAGCCGUUUUCCGCCGCGCGCCGAACUUUCGGACGACUAUCCGAGCGCGCCUCAGUCGAAAGUUCAAAUUUCGAAACGCGAUAGUAUUCUAUUCGAAUUUUGAAAAUUAAUUUUAUAUAAUUUAUUUUCAAAUUUGGUAUCUGUGUAGUGUCAGAUUAUUUUGAAAACACUAGUGGGAUGUUGAUGUGAAAUACUUUCUCUUGAAUGUGUUUGUAAAAGUUCUUUUUAGUGUCCAAUUUGAGCGUAGCCAAAGUCCAUCGAUCAAACUCCGCUACGAGAGGACAAUUGUACUGGAGCGCAAACGUCCGAAGCACUUAACAUGUCCAUCUAGACUAUUCACCGCUCGUCUAAAGAAUGAUAGCUUUCGAGUGAACUUGAGAAAAAAGGCGAAGACAAUCUGUUACCGAUGAACGACCUAAAUUACAACGCCGGGAUGAGUUCCUAUCAAUUCGUCAACUCACUGGCGUCUUGCUAUGGAAACCAGGCGCCCGGGCGCACGGGGACGCCCGUCGAACAAGGCGGACAUCCGGGUUUGCCCACUCCGGGGGCCGACUACUACAACCCGAACGCGGCGGCGACGGCGUAUCCGAAUACGUGUUAUUCACCACCGCAGGUCGGUCACCAUUACCCGCAACAUCCUUAUGCAACACCAGCGACGGGCGCUCACAUGCAGCCGCAAACGAUGAUCGACUACACUCAGCUUCACCCGCAAAGACUCGGAGGUACCCCGAGUCAUAUGCACCAGCACUCGAACCCCAGCCCUGGCGCUCUCUCGCCCAACCUGAUGUCAACGACGCCUAGCCAGGCGGCAAACGCGAGUUGCAAAUUCGCUGAUUCAACCUCUACUACCGGCGUAGCCUCUCCUCAAGAUCUGUCCACGUCGUCCGGACCGGGUAGAACCUCCCCUGGCUUCGGACCGGUCGGUCAGAACGCCGCCGGCAACACCAGCGCCAAGCUCGGCCUGACAACCCCGAUUGCGUCGCCGGUGGAGCACAAGGCCAACGUGAACCAGAACAUUUCCAGUCCGGCGUCCAGUACGUCGAGCAAUGAAAGCAACGAAGCGAAUAACUCCAGCUCGAACAACACAAAGAACUCCAAGGCGUCGAACUCGCAAGCGAAUCCUCCGCAGAUUUACCCGUGGAUGAAAAGAGUGCAUCUUGGACAAAGUACAGUGAAUGCAAACGGGGAAACAAAACGUCAGAGGACAUCGUACACACGGUACCAGACGCUCGAGCUGGAGAAGGAGUUCCACUUCAACCGGUACCUGACACGGAGGAGAAGGAUCGAGAUCGCGCACGCAUUGUGCCUCACCGAGCGCCAGAUUAAGAUCUGGUUCCAAAACCGCCGCAUGAAGUGGAAGAAAGAGCAUAAGAUGGCAUCGAUGAAUAUCGUCCCGUACCAUAUGAAUCCAUAUGGCCAUCCGUACCAGUUCGACCUUCACCCGAGUCAAUUUGCGCAUCUCUCCGCAUAGGAUCAGUGGAAUUUUUCGAAUAGUGGAUAACUGAUUUACUAAACUCACAGUCGAUCGUCUAGAAGACGAGGUUGCUUGUACCAUCUCUAAUCCAAGUUAGAUUUUUGAUGUUAUAGCAACCAGACUGGAUCAGUUAUUCGCUGUUCGAAAAAUUUCAUAAUGUGCUAAACAAAAAUUGUUGAAAUAAUUGUGACACUACCAGUGACAGUUAAAGACUUGUGUUUGUGCAAAGUGAAGAACAAGAAGAAAUUGUGUGUUUGAAUAAAAUCCUAAUUUAAGACCAAACAUGUAACAUAAUUUAAUAUUAAUUCAAUGCAUAGAGUCUAUUAGGUGUUCGAGACAGUCAUCAGAAAGGUGUUUCGAACGAAGGAUAUCUUCGAUCACUACCAUUAUUGUUUCGACGUUUAUAAAAACGUUUAAACAAUGACAAAUAUUGUUGUAGAAAGAAUUUUACCUAGUCAUAAGCCGUAAUUUGAUCUGCAUACUAUUCCUAAUAGUGUAAAAUAAUUUAAAGUUUAAUCAUGUAAAUUGUGAUGGCUAGUUAGACUUUAAGGUAGAUAUCGUUUAUUUUAUGAAGCGCUGCGCGUAACCGAUAAUGUUUAAUCUGAAUUUGGUAAUGCGUUAGCCGUCACCACAUACAACAAAUUCGGAAAUGUACAGGGAUUUAGUAAAAAUUGUCGAUUACGAAAAACAUUCGAAUCGUAUGACAAAUCAGUUAAUUUGAUUUAAGAACAGCCAGUGAUCUAUCACGAUAAUAAAACUGAAUGUUUGGUAAGACGCUGUGAAACCAUUUGAAAAUAUAAGCUCAGUUAAAUGAAAAGAAAUAAUGUG